AUGCGCAAGACCCGCUGCCCGCACCUGGGCGGGGUCUCGGCGCCGACGCUCGGCGCCUGCGCAGGGCGCUGCCCGCGAGUCAAUGGGGUCAACGUGGUCAACGUGGUCAAUGGGGUCAUUGAGAUCAAUGAGGUCAGCGUGGUCAAUGUGGUCAAUGAGAUCAAUGAGGUCAACGUGGGCAAUGGGGUCAAUGUGGUCAACAUGGUCAUUGAGAUCAAUGAGGUCAACAUGGUCAGUGGGGUCAAUGUGGUCAAUGGGGUCAACACGGUCAAUCAGGUCAACGGGGUCAAUGUGGUCAAUGAGAUCAAUGGGGUCAAUGGGGUCAAUGGGGUCAAUAUGGUCAACGUGGUCAAUGAGAUCAAUGAGGUCAACGUGCUCAAUGAGGUCAACAUGGUCAACAUGGUCGAUGGAGUCAAUGAGGUCAACACAGUCAAUGAAGUCAAUGGGAUCAGCGUGGUCAAUAGGGUCAACAUGGUCAAUGUGGUCAACGAGGUCAACAUGGUCAAUGGAGUCAACGGGGUCAACGCAGUCAAUGAGGUCAAUGGGAUCAGCGUGGUCAAUAGGGUCAACAUGGUCAAUGCGGUCAACGAGGUCAAUGUGGUCAACAUGGCCAAUAGAGUCAAUGAGGUCAACGUGGUCAAUGGGAUCAAUGAGGUCAACAUGGUCAAUAAGGUCAACAUGGUCAACAGGGUCAACGUGGUCAAUGGGAUCAAUGAGGUCAACAUGGUCAAUAAGGUCAACAUGGUCAAUGGGGUCAAUGGGGUCAAUGUGACCAAAGUGGCCAACGCGGUUGAUGGGGUCAAUGUGGCCAAUGGGGACAACAGGGUCAAUGCGGUCAAUGGGGUCAAUGGGGUCAAUAGGGUCAACGCAGUCAAUGGGGUCAAUGGGUUCAACGGGGUCAACGUGGUCGAUGAGCUCAACGUGGCCAACAUGGUCAAUGGGGCAAUGAGGUCACCAUGGCCAAUGGGUCCAACGUGGUCAAUGGGGUCAACGUGGUUGACAUGA
This is a messenger RNA of Nothoprocta perdicaria, 1005 nucleotides long. RefSeq lists its product as uncharacterized. The transcript has 2 exons. The coding region runs from base 1 to 1005 and encodes 334 amino acids. The record is from RefSeq and is a predicted model, not a curated record. NCBI's taxonomy places the organism in Eukaryota, Metazoa, Chordata, Aves, Tinamiformes, Tinamidae.